UUAUGUUAGGUGCAGCUGCAGGCUCUGGUUACACCCUCUCCACCCUCUCAACGUCCCGCUGCAGGAUGAAGCAGACAGCUGUGAGAAUUUGAUAAUAUUCCUUGUGCACAUUCUUCCAUCAUUCAGUUUGGUCUUAGAAGAGCAAGCAGCUUCCACACCGAGAAAAAAGGAGCAAAAACUUCAUUGCCAUGUCCUUCCGGAGGUUUAGGAGCACCCCUAAAACACUGGGGGACAUUAACAUGGUGACAGAGGAGCUGAAGAAUCUCUAUUAUAAGAGGCUGCUGCCGAUAGAGAAGUACUAUUCUUUCCAUCACUUUCAUUCACCGAGCUAUGAGGAUGCAGACUUUGACAACAAACCGAUGGUGCUGGUGAUGGGUCAGUACUCGACAGGAAAGACAACUUUCAUCAGGUAUCUCAUAGAGCAAGAUUUUCCUGGUAGCAGAGUUGGGCCAGAGCCAACUACCGACUGUUUCACUGCCCUCAUGUAUGGAGAAGGGGAAGGAAUCAUCCCUGGAAAUGCUCUUACAGUGGAUCCAAAAAAGCCCUUUCGAAACCUUGACCCUUUUGGAAAUUCAUUUCUGAACAGGUUUCAGUGUGUUCAGAUGCCAAAUCAAGUCCUCGAGAGCAUCAGCAUUAUUGACACACCAGGCAUCUUAACUGCUGCUAAAAGAAAGCUGAGUCGAGGCUACGACUUCCCAGCAGUGCUGCGCUGGUUCGCAGAACGUGUGGAUCGAAUCAUCCUGCUGUUUGAUGCACAUAAGCUGGAGUUCUCAGAUGAGCUCACUCGAGCCUUCGGGGCUCUCUGUGGCUAUGAAGAUAAGUUGCGUGUCGUGCUCAACAAAGCUGACAGGGUGGAUUCCCAGCAGCUCAUGAGAGUGUACGGCGCCCUCAUGUGGUCGCUGGGGAAAGUGUUUCGAACCCCUGAGAUCUUGCGGGUUUACAUCGGAUCCUUCUGGUCAGAGCCGAGGCAGACGUGCGACCACUACCAGCUGAUAGAGCUGGAGGAGGAGGAUCUGUUGGCUGACAUAAGGAACCUGCCACGCAAUGCUGCAGUACGCAAACUGAACGACUUGGUGAAGAGGGCGCGCUUAGUGAGGGCUCAUGCACACAUUAUCAGCUAUCUGAAGCAGGAGAUGCCAACCAUUUUUUGCAAAGAAAGCAAGAAGCACAAUCUGAUCUACCAGCUUCCUGUAAUUUUCACCAAGAUCCAACAACAGCAUCGAGUUCCAGCUGGCGACUUCCCUGACUGCACAAAGAUGCAGGAGAAACUUAUGGGUCACGACUUCUCAAAGUUCAAGACACUAAAGCCAAGUCUGAUGGCUUCCCUGGAUAAGCUCCUCAGCACUGACAUCGCCAACCUGGUUCCUCUUCUGCAACAACAGGAACAAAGAAAGAAAUCCCUCCCUGGUAUGUUGGAUGGGGAAUUUUUGGGAACAUUCAGGCGUGAACAUUACAGGAGAGAUCCAUUCAAAGAGCUCCCCAAAGAUGAUGAGAGUAGUGAGAUAGACUUUGAUGACUGGGUGGUAGAGAAAUACAAACCCAAAUAUGAUGAGAUUUUCUACAACCUCAGUCCAAAUGAGGGCAAACUCAGCGGCACCAAAGUCAAGGAGUGGAUGACGACCACUCUCCUGCCCAACUCUGUGCUUGCCCAUAUCUGGAGGCUGUCCGAUAUAGACGGGGAUGGCAUGCUGGACAAUGAGGAGUUCGCUCUCGCAGUCCAUCUUAUUGAGGGAAAACUGGAGGGCUACUGGCUCCCCAGAGAGCUGCCUUCUCACCUGGUGCCACCAUCAAAGCGGCUAAGUACAGCGAGCGAUGUCUCAGUGUAAACUUGAUGUCAAAAGGAAAUGGAGGGCUGAGGAUAUGUGUACAUUAUAUAUAAAAUUGUAAAUAAUUUUCUGAAUAUAAACUAAUAUUAAAAUAGCAGUUUAAUGUUUAAAAAACUAACAAAGCGUGCAGUGCCUGUAUACUAAUCUGAGGUGUCAGCAGCCAACAUCAAAACUUUAAAUUAACCAUUAAUGGUUUGGAUUGUUAAACAUUUUUCAUUAUUUUUCCUGUUCACAAUAUUAUCUCUGUAUAGUCAAUAAUCCAAAUAAGAAUAUACACGGCAAUAAGUACCAGUUAAAAGGACUUUCCCUCUUGUUUGAUACUUUAAGAUUUUCUUAUAUCUCACUGUUACGGCCACAGGUAUCUGUGUGCCGUCUGGUUUCUGGGUGGUUUUCUGUUGGGUCUUUGUGUGGGAAAAUUGCAUGUGUGGGUUCAGCUGUGGCUGUUUCCAGAGUCUCUCCAGGAACCCCAGCUGUGAGCCAUUCCAACAACGACUCAGAAGUUGACGACCUGCACUGCAACUUUGUUCUCCCCGCCUCCCGACCGUCAUGAUUGGUUCACCAUCCAGCUCCCCUCCUCCUAACCAAUCGGACCAGCAAGCACCACACCUGCAGAGUGUAUAUACCUGCAACCACGCUGCUAGUUGGGGCGGCUGGUAUUUGUGACCAGGCUGUCCUGGUGCCUCUCUGUGUGUGAUCAUUUGUUUGUAUUUUGAUGAGUUCUGGUCUGUAGAUACGUGUGGUUGGGUUGGUGGGUACCGCAGACCACUUCGGUCUGUAGACACUCAUGGUGAGUGCUACAGACAUGGUGGGCUUAGUGAAGAAGCCAUUCGAGUUUUGAGUCUUCGUUACCUGUGUGAUCAAUAUGUGUGAAUGUGAGGCACCAGUUUUGUUUAGCUUGUUUUUGCACACUUUGUAUUAGUUUUUGUUACUGGUGGUGGGUGUUGUUGUUGUACUUAUGUUUGGCUAGGGAUUUUAGUUUCUUUGUUUUGGGUUUAGAUAAGUUUGGGAAACUCUGUUAGGCUUCUUUUGGUUUUAUUCUGUUCUUUGAUUUAGCAACACUCACCAGUCUUGUGAUCUGUAUUGUCACUCUUAUUUUCCGUUCGCCAAUAAGCAAUAAAUUCCUUCACCUAAA
This is a messenger RNA of Acanthochromis polyacanthus (spiny chromis), 2958 nucleotides long. Its product is annotated as EH domain-containing protein 2-like. Lineage: Eukaryota; Metazoa; Chordata; Actinopteri; Pomacentridae. The record is from RefSeq and is a predicted model, not a curated record. Gene Ontology annotation, molecular function: GTP binding; protein binding; calcium ion binding. Gene Ontology annotation, cellular component: plasma membrane; cytoplasm. Gene Ontology annotation, biological process: endocytosis; endosomal transport. The transcript is spliced from 6 exons. Bases 189 to 1826 code for a protein of 545 amino acids.